Messenger RNA from Cavia porcellus (domestic guinea pig), 6240 nucleotides. It is a transcript of the gene Socs4, whose product is annotated as suppressor of cytokine signaling 4. The transcript has 2 exons. Gene Ontology annotation, molecular function: 1-phosphatidylinositol-3-kinase regulator activity. The record is from RefSeq and is a predicted model, not a curated record. Gene Ontology annotation, biological process: phosphatidylinositol phosphate biosynthetic process; intracellular signal transduction. Lineage: Eukaryota; Metazoa; Chordata; Mammalia; Rodentia; Caviidae. Gene Ontology annotation, cellular component: phosphatidylinositol 3-kinase complex. Bases 381 to 1688 code for a protein of 435 amino acids.
AGCUGGUUGCUGGGGUGAUGAGAGAGGAAAGGAAGGAGCCGAACGCGGAAGUGGUGGCGGCGCCUGGGGAGCAGGCGGAGGCGGUGACUGCCAAGUCUGAGACAGGAACCUUGCGUUGAGGGGAGGGGAAGGCGGGGGUUGGCAGAAGGGCAUCCGCCUUCUAGGACCGACACGCGGUGCGGGAGCAGCCGGGCCUCCUUGUCUCCGCUUCCACGAGCGCCCCGAGUGAUGGCGACGGUGAUGGCGGCAGUUUCUCCGACAGCCUGGAUGAAGCUGCGCUCCGGGAGAUACAUCCAGAAAGUGCCCAGAAGCUUCCUGUCAGAAAAAUUGAAAAAACAGUAUUUAUAACAUUGCUGGAAUUUGUGGACGAUUUGUUUAAGAUGGCAGAAAGCAAUGAAAAUAGUAAUAAAAAUGUAGAUGUGAGGCCCAAAACCAGCCGGAGCAGAAGCGCAGACCGGAAGGACGGCUACGUGUGGAGCGGCAAGAAGCUGUCCUGGUCCAGGAAGGGCGAGAGCUGCUCCGAUGGGGCACCAGAAGGGACCGGGACCAGCACCGGGGCUGCGACGGGGACAGGGACCGAGCGGCCGCUGCGGGACAGGAAGCACAGCUGCUCCUCCCUGGAGCUGGACCUGGACCACUCCUGCGGGCACCGCUUCCUCGGCCGGUCUCUGAAGCAGAAGCUGCAGGACGCCGUGGGCCAGUGCUUUCCCAUCAAAAACUGCAGCAGCCGCCACUCACCUGGGCUUCCGGCCAGAAGGAAAAUCCACAUCAGCGAGCUCAUGCUGGACAAGUGCCCCUUCCCGCCGCGGUCGGACCUGGCCUUCAGGUGGCACUUCAUCAAGCAGCACACCGCACCCCUGAGCCCCAAGCUGGACGAGUGGGGAGGCGCAGACCACGCGGCGCGCGAGCCUGGAGACAGGCUGCCGCAGCCCACCAGGGCCAUGGCUGAGGCUGCCCGCGGCUGCCCGCAGCCCGGUGUCCCAAACCUCUGCGCCACACCCGGCUCCAUGAGCAACCUGGCGUCCAGCAACAGCGUAGAGGACAGCGACAUGGACUCCGACGAGGACAUGGUCACGCUUUGCACGAGCUCCAGGAAGAGGAACAAGCCGAAGUGGGACGCAGACGAGGAGCUGCUGCAGCUGGAGUCACCCCCGAAGUACCACACCCAGGUGGACUAUGUGCACUGCCUGGUGCCCGACUUGCUGCGCAUCAACAACAACCCCUGCUACUGGGGCGUCAUGGACAAGUAUGCAGCUGAGGCCUUGCUGGAGGGCAAGCCCGAGGGCACCUUCCUGCUGCGGGACUCGGCGCAGGAGGACUACCUGUUCUCCGUCAGCUUCCGGCGCUACAGCCGCUCGCUGCACGCCAGGAUCGAGCAGUGGAACCAUAACUUCAGCUUCGAUGCGCACGACCCCUGCGUCUUCCACUCCCCCGACAUCACCGGGCUGCUGGAGCACUACAAGGACCCCAGCGCCUGUAUGUUCUUCGAGCCCCUCCUGUCCACGCCCCUCAUUCGGACUUUCCCCUUCUCCCUGCAGCACAUCUGCAGGACAGUCAUCUGCAACUGCACAACCUACGACGGCAUCGACGCGCUCCCCAUCCCUGCGCCUAUGAAGCUGUACCUGAAGGAGUAUCACUACAAGUCCAAGGUCAGAGUCCUCCGCCUGGACGCGCCAGAGCAGUGUUAGGGCAGGGCCAGGAUGACUGCUGGCCUCGGUCUCAUUCAGUGUUGUAUUUUUACUCUGCCUCUUUCUACAAAGGCAAUGGGGUAGGAAAGAAACCUCUGCCCUACAUUUCCAAGUCAGUUUAUUUUUCUUCUACUAAUUAUGUAAUGUUAUAGCCAAGAGGUUAGUAGAUACUUUUAACCAGAUGUUUGGUUUUUGUUUUUGCAAUGUAGUUGUAUACUUAAACUUUUUUCUUUACCUAAUUUAUGUAUGGUCUGGGCAUAUUUGAAAUUUGAUAGGCAUUGCAGAUAUAUUUGAAUAUCCUUAUAUUACCGUUUUAAAAUAGUUAUAUUUUUUGUUACAUGUAAAGUAUUUCAUUAAUCUAUAACCAUCAGUAUUCCUAGACAUAAAAUAGUCUUUUCCCAGCCCCUUUCAUUGAGUUUUGAAAUUCUUUAGUCAAGUGUUAAAAUUCAUCCAUAAUAAUGUAAUUCAGUUUUUUAACUUGCUAGCAGGGAUGUUAAAAGUAACAAAAUGAUUUCAAGUCAACUUUUUUGUAGGAUGUUUUCUUUCCUUUUGUUUUGUUUUGUUUAGACAGGGUCUCCCUAUGUAGGUCAGGCUGGCCUUGAACUCAUAGCAAUCUCCUGCCCCAGCCUCCUGAGUGCUAGGAUUACACAUCCCUGCCAAGAUCACUAAAUUUUUGAUAAUCUGGCCAAUGAGAAUAUGACUUUCUGGAAAUGCAUUUAUCCCACUGUGCAGGGUCUUUUAUUACAUAGCUCAGUACUUGCCUCUCAGCCUUUAAGCCAUCUUUAAAACAUAAAUUUUAUUUCUUUCUCACCAAGAACUUUAAUGGUAACACUAUUAGUAGCUAGUAGUUGCUACAGCAGCUGGGUUUUCUGUAUUAAUCUAUGAACUAUUGCUCUUGUAUUAGGCCUUUUAUACAAACCCAGAGCCUGCGCAAACUGCAGUUGAUAAAUAGACACAAAUUUUUACUGAUAACCAAAGAGGACCUAACUAGUGUUUAAUUAUUUUAGGUUUGAUUUGAAUAAAGGUUCAAGAAAUAAACAUGGAGCUCACUAUUGAGAAAGCUUAAUAUUUUUUCAAACAUUUUUUCCUGUUUUCAGAAUUAAUGUAUGUCUUUAAUGUGGCUUCAAAAUAGAAGAGCAUUUUGACAGCCACAUGGCUUAUGUCAUACCCAACAGUAGGACAGAAGUAAUAAUAUUUCGUAGAACAGGGCAGCACUCAGAAACGUCAUUGGUCUCUGAUAAGUAGACCCUGUCUCUUCUAAAAGAGUCAAUGACUAGUGUAAACAGAUUGCCUGAGCUUUCUCCCGGUAAGCUGUCUGCCCCUUUGUACAAGUUGGCAUUUUUAACUCAGUUAUUUCUUUAUGAUGGUGUAGCUAGAUUAGGAAACUUUCUUCCACCUGGGUUGGAAGAACUUGACUCAACCUUUGCAAGUUAGGACAAAUGCUGUUUAUCUGUGUUGAAACAGCAUUUCCCUGACCUGUAAUUCUGCCGAAGUUUGCAGCAGUCACAAAAUGAAACCAGAAAGUCUUCAUCACCAUUAUCCUGUAGCCUUUGUGUUCUCAGUGGUCUCUGGGCGAGCAUGGGCUCAGCCUCCAAGGGGAGCAGUGCCCAAAGCGGCACCUGUUCUUAUGGUGAGGGGCUCAGCACAUUGCGACACCAAUGCCAGGGUGGGUGUCACUUCUACGGGUGACACAGACCUUCCCCACAGGCAGAAAAGUCUCACUACCUCAUCUUACUAUGGCGCUUUUGUCGAUCACUGAGAAUCUUCUCUUAUUAACCAGUAUCAAGCUUCCUAAAUAUCCAUCUUUGGUGAAAGACAAUUAAUAGUGUGGUAAGACUCUACCCAAAAUUAUAGUUUUUUUUAUCAGAAUUUGAUAAGACUUUCUGUUUCCGUGAAACAAUUAUUUUAAACACUUUUCUUUAAAAAAAUAACUUUUUAUCAGUACAGAAAAACCUAGGGGAUGACUAGCUUAUGAAAAUUGUGUUAAAGGAUAGUUUUUUAAAAGAAAAUGAAAUAUAAUUAUGUUGUCUUUUAUAGUGGUAAAAUGUUUAUAUGAACAUUUAUCUUUUCAUAUAAUUCAAACUGAUUGCUUGUGAUAUAUUUUCUCUUUUUAAUUUUUUUCAAUUCAAGUUAUUAACAACUGUUAACAUUUUUAAAAUACUGCCAGAUGCAGUAUUUUAAUGAGAAUGGGGAAGACUCAUUUACUCUGGAAUGGUUUGUAUUUUUCCUUUGGUACUUGCUAAGAAAUUUGGAAAGUAGAAAUAUAAAGACCUGAGAAGGGAGUAACUUAUCCUGAAGGAAAGGGAGGAGUUAGUUUUUAAUCAGCAUUUAAGGAUCAGAAUUUAGAAAGGCUACAUACCCCCUUUCUGGUUUUGUGUGUGAGUAUAGCAUUUGCAAGACAUGGGUCUUUAAAACCUAGCUUAUAAGAAAUGCUUAAAAUAUAUUUCUUGUACUAUAUAAUGAAAGUGAGGAAGUUUCAAGAAGAAAAAUGUGAUAAAUGUGUUUGAAAAGCAGCAUUCCAGAGCUGAGCGGGCACUGAGCUCUCUGGAAAUGUGUAGCGCCUCUGAUGAGAUGGGCUGGUGCUACACAGCCAGAUAAAAUCCUCAGCUCCACCGAAGCGGCUCCAAGUGGGGAGCCUUGGAGCUGCUGUCUGGCUGACCGAGUCUGGCCCACACACCCAGCUCCCCCUGUGGCACAUCAGGAAAGAAGCUGGGCUUCACUAGUUUUUCUAAAGCUUUUCAAGACGUACCCCAUCCCCCCUAUUCUAAUUCAAAAAACACUUGUGGUUCAAACUGUAAUUCCUGAAAUUGCUGAACUAGAUUUUCUUUUAGAUUCCCUGAACGUUUUAUAUUGAGUCAUGUGUUCUUUCUAUAACUGUGCCAUUCACCUAAAUAAUUCAUAAAAAGAAUGGUUUAAUUUAAAGGAAGACCUAAUAGGAAGAUGAAAGGAAGCUUUUAGUCAGCCUGAGGCUAGAUUUAUUGAUUUGGUGAUCAGACCUAGGUACUUUCCUGAAUUUCCGCUAAUGGCCAACUGUGGUCAAAGAAUGGCUUUUCAGUGAAAGUUCUGAUUUCUUGUUAUAAAUUAUAUAAAGAGUGUUGUAGUAAUUAGGACUCCUUUAAAAAGUAAAACAAAUGUGGCAAAUAGGACUUACAUCAUUGUACAAAUUACAUUUCUUUUUAGAAGAAAAACACAUAAACCUUUAUCAUUUAUUCAUGAGCCAAAGCUAUUAAGAUAAAUCAGGUUAUCAACUUCCUGUCUCUGAAGUUUGGACCAUUUUAUAGAUCCAUGUAAUGGAGCACUUCCUUCCUAUGAAACACAAACCUUGACAUCUAACUCUUACACUUUUUAAUUUAAAGUAUUCCUUGUCAUUUUAGCUAGAACCAGAAUCCAGUGAGUAGCUUAUAUGCUGAUCUGGGUGGAACAGCUUUCACAGGAAGGCACACAUAACUCCAGUGAUCACUCAGUGUUUCAAUGUAAAAUAGCCUGUGUAAGGUUAGAUAAUUUAAUGCUCAAGUGAAUAAUAAAAGAUUUUAGGGCGAGGAGUCCUUAUGUUUCUACUUUGGGAAGAAAUGUUUUUGUUUUACACUUGGUCUUAGCCAAAAGGCAGAGAAAUGGAUGCUAAUUUUGUUUUAACAUAAGCAGUUUCCAUUUUUAUUUCUAAAGAAUGAACAGAAAGCACAAAGGACUUUUCUUAAUGGUCUACUACCAAGUCUGUCUAUAGGAUUCUAAUAUAUUAAGAUAGGGAACACAAACUGGCCUGUAGGUACAAAGACAGAUGAAUGAUUAUAAUCUAAGAGAAUGGAGUUUAGGAUACAUGAAAUCUGUCUCAAGACUAAAGCAUAUUUAUAAUUUACUUUUGAAUUUUAAAUAUUAAUCCUAAAUCUUCCUUUACCCUCAAACUAUAAAAAUACAGUUUUAAUACCUGUCGCUUGACUUCGGCAGGUUCAUUCUUCAUGAAGGAAUGACCCUUGGAACAUACUUGAAAAUAAUUGCUGUACAACCAGUACAAGCAACUUAGUACUUGCUGUCAAGUACUAAGCCACAGUUUUCAGACUUGCCCGUUAGACUAGGCUGCUUGCUAGAUCUGACAGUGGACAUAACAGCACAGUUUCAGUCUGGCCUAGAUUCUGCAGUUAGUUGAGCAUUUGUGAUUGUCUUCUGCCCUUUAUAAGACCCGUGGAAAACUGAUAUUUGCCUAACCUAUUUUAAAAGUUGAUUGCAUUUGCAGGAAAUGAAGAGAAUCCGUUUGCCAUGUUUAUAAUCAAAUCUAAGCUUUCAGACUUGAGAGCCAUGGUGUAAAACUCAAGGAAGUUUACUCAAGUUACUUUGCUAGAAUCGGAUAAAUUUUCCAUAAGCCAAGUAUAAACAACAUAUACUUGAAUAUACAGAGUUUAAGUAGCAAAUUUGAACAGCGUUUAUUUUUGUCAGACUAGUGUGAUCUACCCCUUCCCAAAAGUAGUAGCUGAUUUCCUCUCUUAUUUCUUCAUGGAUGUAAGUUUAAAUAAUUUGAAUAAAUUUUCACUUAAUUAAAUCUUCAUGUAUGAAAUCCAAA